GGGAAUUACGAUUGUUUCGCAUAUAGUUCUGAUUCAGUUGGUCGUUUCUUGACAGGAGAAUUGGAUUGCACGAUUUCUUGGCGAAGCCCGGAGGAGGAUGAUCGCUCGUCGGCCGUCUUGGCGAAGCCCUCCGUUGCUCCGUCACCCAGCUUCGCGCCAGAAGACGCCCUUUACCCCCUCCUUCCUCGCCGACAAGAAAUCGAUCGCGGUGGCGAUCGUCGGAGGGAUCAGGGAAGUGGAAGGGAUUGCUAACAGCGCCAAGAUCGAGCAGCUCGCCCGCUUUGCCGUCGACGAACGUAACAAGAAAGAGACUGCUCUCUUGGAGUUCUUGGUGCGCGUGGUCAAGGCGAAGGAGCGGGUGGUUGCAGGGGCCCUGCACCAGUUGACCGUCGAGGCCGUCGAUGCAGGGAAGAAGAAGGUCGACGAGGCCAAGGUGUGGGUCAAGCCAUGGCUCAACUUCAAGGAGCUGCAGGAGUUCAGGCACGCUGCGGACUCGGGCCUAAGGAUCAUGGUCUUGGGCAAGGUAAGACGAUGUUGUGAGACCACAUGUUGCUUACGAGUUGGUAUUUAUCAUAUGUCUAGCAAGUAUUAUGAUGUUUGCAAGACCACAAGCAGGCAUUUUUUUAUGUAUAGGAGAUAAUUUUCGUUGUUGCAAGACCACUGUUCGUUUGCAAUAAGACAUUUUAUUCUGUGAAUUAGGUUCUUUGAUGUUGUGAGA
This is a messenger RNA of Musa acuminata subsp. malaccensis (wild Malaysian banana), 718 nucleotides long. The record is from RefSeq and is a predicted model, not a curated record. NCBI's taxonomy places the organism in Eukaryota, Viridiplantae, Streptophyta, Magnoliopsida, Zingiberales, Musaceae.